Caenorhabditis elegans is the source of this 246-nucleotide messenger RNA. RefSeq names its product DUF4455 domain-containing protein (gene Y49F6C.6). NCBI's taxonomy places the organism in Eukaryota, Metazoa, Nematoda, Chromadorea, Rhabditida, Rhabditidae. The coding region runs from base 1 to 246 and encodes 81 amino acids. The record is from RefSeq and is marked reviewed. The transcript has 2 exons.
AUGCAAUGGCUUCAACGUCAAAAGCGAAACUACACACGGGCAUCCCGUUCGUUGAAACGCGGUCUUCGACAUCACGCACGCUUUCUUAGACGCCAAGAAUUCGAUUGGUUCUUCGAGAACAUGAACGAUGCCGAGGUGCUCUUUCAGAUGUAUGGGUUGCUGGAGCAGCUCGAGGAGCGGUUCGAUGCGGUGCGAUUUGAGGGAGAAGUCGAGCGGGUUCAGAAUAGGCUUGAUGAGCUUCAGUGA